Messenger RNA from Nilaparvata lugens (brown planthopper), 420 nucleotides. RefSeq names its product ATP-dependent DNA helicase DDX11-like. The record is from RefSeq and is a predicted model, not a curated record. NCBI's taxonomy places the organism in Eukaryota, Metazoa, Arthropoda, Insecta, Hemiptera, Delphacidae. The annotation marks the transcript as partial. The transcript has 2 exons.
UUGAGCCAGUACCCGCUGCCAACAUUGAUAAAUCAGCUGACGAGAAACCGAACGAUGGCAUGGCUUCGAAUGCGAUGCCAGCUGUGGUGGCAUUCCUGGAGUGUCUAACCAAUCCCUGCGAAGAUGGCAGACUCAUUGUGACUCCAACCACCAGUUCACAAACGGGCAGUAUCAAGUUCCUUCUGCUCAAUCCUGCGUCCCAUUUCGUCGAUGUUGUCACAGAAGCCAGAUCAGUGGUAGUUCAGGAGGCACAAUGAAGCCUAUAGCCGAGUUCAGAGACCAGCUGUUCGGUGGGGCUGGAGCGAACAAGAUCGAAUUUUGCAUUUUUCUUGCGGUCAUGUUGUCAGUCCUGAUCGCAUCCUGCCCAUUGUGCUGACCAUGGGCCAACCAACCAACUUUCGACUUUUCCUACGGAAACAG